AUGUACACACACACAGAAACAUGUACACACACACACACAGAAACAUGUACACACACAGAGACACCUGUACACACACACAGACAUGUACACACACACACACACACACACACACAGAAACAUGUACACACACACAGAGACACAUGUACACACACACACAGACAUGUACAUGCACACACACAGAAACAUGUACAUACACACACAGAGACACAUGUACACACACAAACAUACAAACAUGUACAAACACACACACAUCUAUAAAAAGUUUCAGCACUUCGUUGUUCACUCACAGAGCCGGGUACUGCACUCUAGGGGGAGGCAGAGAGCACAGCACACACUCCUUCCUUUGCUUUCACUGCGCUCAGCUAUUGAGCGGUCUGACGGCUCCCAGUGCCAAUGACAGAUCCGGCCUGAGCUCCGAGCCUGCUCAGCAAGACGGGUCUGGGACACACACUCACCCCCACCAUAAUUUCCACUCGCCAUUGGCGAGCAGGCGAGUGGAAAUUUCAAGGCCUGGUGUAGAGAGU
Molecule: messenger RNA, 524 nt
Organism: Staurois parvus
Lineage: Eukaryota; Metazoa; Chordata; Amphibia; Anura; Ranidae
Source: the annotation of a GenBank genome assembly